Messenger RNA from Neoarthrinium moseri, 2049 nucleotides. RefSeq lists its product as uncharacterized. Gene Ontology annotation, molecular function: RNA polymerase II cis-regulatory region sequence-specific DNA binding; DNA-binding transcription factor activity, RNA polymerase II-specific. Bases 1 to 2049 code for a protein of 682 amino acids. NCBI's taxonomy places the organism in Eukaryota, Fungi, Ascomycota, Sordariomycetes, Amphisphaeriales, Apiosporaceae. The transcript has a single exon. Gene Ontology annotation, biological process: cell differentiation; regulation of transcription by RNA polymerase II; anatomical structure morphogenesis. The record is from RefSeq and is a predicted model, not a curated record.
AUGGCGACACCAACGCCAGAAUCCGAGACGCCAGAGCUCCAACAUGGGCUCGAGGUGGUCGCUCAGUUCACCUAUCCUACCGACACACAUCUCCAGUACAGCUCGCCGCAGCCGAAUUCGCAAUAUGGCAGCCCAACGCCGGGAUUGUCUCCGUAUUACACAGGCCCGGGAGAGUCGGCAUAUCCCGACCCUGCGCAGAUGGUACGUAGAAAUUUCUCUGGGGGAGCUGUUUUCGAGGUCGGCGAACGCAAUCAUGCGAUUGGCUCUCAGAAUAGGGGUAGAGUUACUGCCUCCGGUCCUCCUGGCUUCGCAAUGGCCCCAUCUCCUUAUUACGCCAUGCCUAUUCCAGACGACGCAGUAUAUGCUAAUGUGUUUCGUCAGAACUCCCAUCAGUACACCAGCACGCCCGGUACCACUCCGUCAAGCCCACACAACUCCUUGACGACAUCAAGGACUACGCGGUCCGGCCGCGCUAUCGCUUCCGACCCCCUCCGACCACAGCCUGCCGGCGUCCAGAAGGCCUCGUCCAGCAAGCCGGCGGGCAAGGCGGCACCGAAACCGCGGAAAAAGAAGAAGGCAAACGGCAAAGUGUCGGAGCCGAGCGUGACGCGGCCGCUGACGGAGCUCCUAGCGUAUCUGAAAGGCAAGGUCGCCGAGACGGACAUCGCGGCGUACGUGGGCCGGUCCAUCGAGGUGCGGCGCAAGGAGGUGGCGGACGACAAGAACCACAAGAUCAAGCGACCGAUGAACGCUUUCAUGCUGUACCGCAAGGCGUGGCAGAACCGGAUCAAGGCGUGGCAGACCAACGACAACCACCAAGGCGUGUCCAAGGUGGCGGGCGACGGGUGGCCGCUCGAGUCGGAUGAGCUGCGCCAGCAGUACACCGACUGGGCCACCCAGGAGCGCGACAUGCACUCCAAGGCCUUCCCGGACUACAAGUUCAUGCCGGCCAAGACCCGCAAGGGCCGCCCCAAGCCGCCCGUCUACAGCGAGGACGGUGACGACUCGGAGCUCGAGGACAACUGGUCCGGCAUUCCCGCCGGCACCCAGCGCGCCUACUCGGCCUUCGAGGACCCGAACGACCCGGACUACCUGCCGCCCGGUCGCGCCUACACGCCCCAUCACCACUACCAGUCCGUCUCGCGUGCCAUGUCACAGUCGCCGUACCAGCACUCGCCGCCGCCGCCACAGCAUCUUCAUCCGCAUCAGCUGCCGCAACAGCAGCAUAUGCCCAAUAUGUCGCACUACGCGUACGCGAACCCGGGCAAGCCCCUGCCGCGGCCGUAUCCGGGAUUGGAGCAGGGCCACUACGCCUCGCAGCGGGUCGACGUGUCGCAGUACUCGAUCCCGGCGCCGCGCGGCAACGCCUACACCGUGGGCCCGCCGCCGCUGUCGCACACGGAGAACGUCUACUACCACGAGACGUCGACGCCGUCGUCACAUCACCAUUAUGCGCCGGUGCCGGGGCAGCAGCAACACAACAUGUCGCUGCCGGGGUCGCACUACGGCUCGCCCGCCAACGAGCCCCUGUACGAUCUGUCGCCAACGCCGCCGCCGCCGCAACAUCACCAGCAACAACGACACAUGCCGGUACAUCAGCAGCAGCAGCAGCACUACCAGAUGGCACCCCCACCUUCGUAUCCGCAGCAGCAGCUCCUCCAGCAGCCGUCGUAUAGCACGCAGGGGUUCGGCCCGGUGGACGAGCCGUUUGACCUCAGCGGCAACGGCGGGGCCGACAACUUCGACUCGGCGCUGCAGGCGCUGGAUGGCGGGUACGGGGACCCGAGCGGGGGGUACGACCAGUUCCUCACGGCCGAGGACACGCUCGUCGAUGGCUUCAACACCCACUUCGAGGACAACCUGCUGGACCCCAGUCUGCUGGAGCCGGACACGACAAACGCCGGCGGCGCCGGCCAGCCGGGGGUUCCCGGCGCUAGCGACGAGUCGUGGGAGGUGUUGGACGUAGCCGGUGACGCGAGCGUCGACAGCCUCUUAGGCACGGCGACGACGGCAUCGGCGGCCGAGAACCAGACCCCCGAGGCCGCAUAG